Menidia menidia (Atlantic silverside) is the source of this 2414-nucleotide messenger RNA. NCBI's taxonomy places the organism in Eukaryota, Metazoa, Chordata, Actinopteri, Atheriniformes, Atherinopsidae. The record is from the annotation of a GenBank genome assembly.
GGAAUGCAGACUUACAGGUAAGUAAUAGGUGUGGACUUAGUUUGUGUGCACAACAGCUGUGGGUGUUAAAGGUGUAACCAUAGAGCACGAGAGGGAGGGGUGAAAUGGAGGUACAGCCAGAGGGAGAGUCAGAGGGUGGAACUGACAGUGGGGGCGAGGCUGUCAGGGAGAGGCAAAUGAAGGAGUAAGCAAGAUUGUGCCUGCAAACAGAUUCCCUCUCAGUCUACAGCUGACGUUAAAAAGAAGGCAUGGUUGCAGACAAGCCGGAGUGAAGAAAAAACAAGCCUUCAUCAGCCAUCCUCGGCCACCUUUUUUUUCCAUCUGUACGCGGAGGGCACUGGAUAAUUCAGAAGGCUCUCCCUCUCCCUCGGCGUGUUUGUGAGACUGAGGGGGAUUUGCUGAGCUCACCACCGUCAUGCUGUGUCCUGCUGCUGCCAGUGCAGCUGCUGCUGCUGCGGCGGCUGUCUGGCUGCUGGCAGUGCUGGGCCCGGGCCUGUCUCUUCCAGCUGAGCUGGACUCAGAGCCGGGCUUCAGCCUCUGCAGCGACUGCUUCUACAGACACACGCCUCCUCAGGCCGCCUCCGCAGGGCCGCCGCUGCGCCCACGCUGCCACAGACUGCCCGGUGGACAGGCGUUUGCCACUCUGGCCAGACCCAACUGUGACACAGCUGUCUACUCUGCCUUCCAUCUCAGUCACGGAUGGAGAGAGAGGGAGGAAGAGGAGGGGGAAGAGUAUGUGGCAGAGGAAGGUGGGGACGGAGUUAAAGUAGCGGUCCCAGCUCUUCUCAGAGGAAGCAGGGAUCCAUCUCAUCCUGUGCCGCCCACAGAUUCCCCUCUUCAUCACUGGGACUCAGCAGUCACAGCACUGGUGAAGUCAAGCUUCAUUCCCCAGUGCAGCACCUUAGGGGGCGAUAUCUACAUCCUGACGGGGGAGGGAGGUCUGGCGCCAGUUGGGGAUGGAGAUGAAUCUUGUCAGACGACACCUCUGUGGGCUGCAGCGUGUUGCGCUCCUCCGGACGGGAGGGGUGGCUUCAGCAUGGGGUUAAUCAACGUGACAGGGGAGGGGAAGAGGCAAGUGAGCAUGCAGGAGCUGGAGGAGAUGCUGGGGGCAUUACAGCUGUUCUCUGAGGGCUGUGGAGGAGGAAAAGACGAGACAGCUGCUCUCAGAGAGGCUCUUCACGGUGAGGGGCUCCCUGGAAGUUCUGAAAAAUCUGAGCCUGCCGAUCCUGCAGACGCGGCAUCAGAAAGCAUUGCUCCCGAUGCCCAUGAGGCCGUAACGGGCAGUGGAAAGGAGGCAACAGGUUCUGAACACGCAGCUGAUGUCGAUGCUCAAUCAGAGGAACCUGAUGUUUCCGAGCUUACACGAGAAACGGAGGCAGAUACUGUGACUUCACAGAGCGGCAGCAAAAACCAGCAUGAUCAAUCAGAAAGUGUUCAAGAAGAGGCAGAUGCAAAUUCCACCAGCACUCUGUUCUGCAUCCUGUCCACCACUGUGUCCAUCCUCAAAGCUCCUUUGCGUCCUUUGUUCUCAACCAUCACGCAGUUACCUGAACAGGUGACCUACGUGCUUCAGGAGGAUCUUGGAGUUCUCUCCGCCCUGCCCGGAGACACGGUCAACCUGUUCCACCUCCUCACCUCUGACCUCCUGUCCUGGGUGGGCUCGGCAGCAGAGAUGCUGCUCGGUGUCGGUGGGACCUGCUUCUCCAGCAUUUACUACUGCUCCUCCUCAAUGUUCGGCGCCCUGCUCAACAGCUGCUGUACCGGAUUCACAGGCAUGGGAACCCUGGCAGGGGACACGAUGGGAGUAUUUCGAGAUGCAGUGGAUAACGUUUGGUGGGUGACGAAGCUAUUUGGAGGGCGGAUGUAUGAGCAGAGUGAGGGUUAUGUGGAAACUGUGAUGUAUGAGAUGUGUGGUCAAGCUCAAGCUGUAGGUGGAGGUUUUGGGAGGCUGGCGUGGAGAGGUGCAAAUGGAGUGGGCAAUGCUUUCAGGGUUUCAGGGGGGUUAAUAUUCGGAGUGGUGGACAUGGUCAUUGAAACAGUCAGAGAAGCUUUUGGGGGCGGGAGUCAGAGUGAAGGAUGAAUAAACUAUAUUUGUCUACCUUUGUUUUGUGAAUUUCUUUAGCACUUGGGAGUCUGAAAAAUGAACAAAUGUUUGAAGAUGUUAUUUGAUAUGCCUUUGCUGUUAAAGAAGGACUUCCAGAUAUUUUUAUCCCGCUGUAGUAAAUUUCAAAUGUUGCACACUGGAAUUCUUACAGUUCACUGUGGAAAGCUUUUUUCUCAAAUGAUCUGCUGUACUUGAGGGCUGUGAUUAUAAUGAGAAAACACACUGUGCUCACACAAUUUUGGAUGUAGCUGCAGGAAACCUGUGUGAUAAUUGCCACGUCUUUGCAUUCAAAAUAAAGAAAAGGCUGGCU